This is a messenger RNA of Paramuricea clavata, 7001 nucleotides long. NCBI's taxonomy places the organism in Eukaryota, Metazoa, Cnidaria, Anthozoa, Malacalcyonacea, Plexauridae. The record is from the annotation of a GenBank genome assembly.
CGCAACGUAUAUAUUUCCGGUCAAAUUACGUGGCACAUGUGACGCGCCCUCGCUCCACAAGUCGAAACCUGCACGACAGUUUUGUAAAAAUUUUAUUCCUCUUCAACGACAGAAAAGUUGCCAUAAAAGAGGGAGCUUUAUUUGAGAAUCUUACCUACCGUUAGCGACGUAUAGUUGGUCUUCUUCGCCACUUUAUUACACGCUUUUUGACUCGACAUACGCUUACAUCAUUCGACUUUCAUAAUGGGAGCCUUCGCUAGCGUGUUCAAAAGCUUAUUCGGGAAGAAGGAAAUGCGAAUCCUUAUGGUCGGUCUAGAUGCCGCUGGAAAGACAACAAUCUUGUAUAAAUUAAAGCUAGGCGAAAUUGUAACAACAAUUCCGACGAUAGGUAAGGUAUCAACGUGUUUCUUGUCCGAAUUUAAACCGACUUUGUGUGAGGUUUCACGAAACGUCUCUUAGUCGCCAUUUUGAAAAUAUUGAAAUACAGUCAGCGCAUCAAGUUUUUGAUUUCACAACUUAUUCCUCGCUUUAUCUUUUAGGAUUUAAUGUUGAAACUGUCGAAUACAAAAAUAUUAGUUUUACAGUAUGGGACGUUGGUGGUCAGGACAAAAUUCGACCACUCUGGCGACAUUAUUUCCAGAAUACGCAAGGUUUGUUCGAGUGUGAAACUUUGUCAAUUGAUGUAAAAUCAGGUUAACUUUUGAUAUUUUUUUUAUCUGUACUAACAAAGGCAUAUUGCUUGUCUCUUCAAGGUUUAAUUUUCGUUGUGGAUAGUAACGAUAGGGAACGAGCAGGGGAGGCUAGAGAGGAAUUAAUGCGAAUGUUGAAUGAAGACGAGCUCAGAGAUGCUGUGCUUUUGGUGUUCGCAAAUAAACAGGUAAACUGCCAUUAUUUUUGAAAAUAUGUGUUGAAAUAGUGUGUAAGAGCGAUUUACUGGAGUUGUAUUCGUAUAUUAUUUGACCAUUUUAGGUUCCUUUCCAAGGAAAAUAUAUCAAUUAAAUAAGUGAUUGCAUCACAAAUUAUAUCAAGUAUAUAUUAUAGGUCAAAAUAUUUGUUUCCGCCUUUAAUAGUUUCGAAAAAAAUGUAUUUAUGUACAUAAAACUCGUACUUUCUGCCUUCUUAAUUUUACUCUUGCAAUCAGUUUUACAGGUUCUACUGUAUUAUUAAAGUCCCUAACAUUUUUAUUUUAUCAUCUGAUUGGAUAUCUGGUGAGGGAGUGUAAAAUCUGCUCUCAGGAAUUCUUCUUUUCCAAUUUUAUUAUAUUGCUAACUAGUAAUCAGUCAGUAGUAGUUUCAUUUAUCUUCCGAACCAGUUUUCGUAGCUAUUGGGCCAUUCUUCACCACUAUUCACAAAACAAAGACUUUUAUAAAAUUUUGAGUUCCAGUAAGCUGUUGUGGUGAUCCACAUAUAUGGAUAUUUAUAAAGAACGAAACCUAAUUUUAUAUAUAUCGGAGUUUCACACUCAAUGCGAUGAUGCUUAAUUAAGUCUUGGUUAAAGAUUCCUGUACAUAAAGGACUCUUUAACUGAAACUCAAGCAUUGUCGCCUGAAGGUUGCAUUGAGCGUGAAACUCGGAGUUGUGAACAAAGUUAAGGUUACAGAACACCUUUGAGUGUUAAUUUUGCCUAAAAAAUUUUUUUAUUGGUUUCAAUCAAAGCAUUAGACUAGUUCUACUAUCUGACCAAGUUGGACCUAUCUGACCAAAAAUGUUGAAAACUCGCAGAGUUAUUUAAUAAAAUACAUUUCGCUGCAAUAAGAAAAACAUUGAAAAUGUAAUAUUCAAAUUCAAUUUUCUCCCGAAAAAUUUUAAGGUAAUUACUGAUUUUCAAAUGAGUUGUGCUCCUGCGGGUUUUAACCAAUUCUCAAAUUUUCACAGGACAUAGCUAAAUACGUCAGUUUCAAAAUUGUGUUCGGCUUUUUUUUAAUUUUGGAUAUUUUAAAAAUAAAGAGCAAUUCACUGAAACAAUUCAGAAAUAUAUUGCAGUCAUCAAAGAAAUCGCCAUAUCAGCGGAAUGACGAAAUAAACAAAAAAUUUCUGAACACAAUUUUUUAGAACAACUAUUUUACUGUAUAAAAAUGAUAUUUUCUUAAAUAUAGCUUAAAACCAGCAGGAGCACAACUCGAAAGCGUAAAGGUACUGCGAAUUAAGAUUUUCCUGAAUAAUUCUCACAUCAUUUUAUUGCUUGUUAAUUUUACAACUUUACCAUAUUUUGCAUGCACUGGAGAACAUUUGUUGAAAAUUUGAUGAAAAUCGGAGUGAUAUUGAGCGCACAGUAGCGAUUUUCUGCAAAACUCCAAAAAGGGUGUCCUGUAACUUUAAUUAAUGUUCGCUCUGUCUAAUAAAUGGUAUUCGGGUAUUGGGCGUUUUUUCUGCGCCACAAAAUUUGAUAAUUAUUGGUCUCAUUAUUAUUACAGUAUAUAUAAAUAUAUAUGUAUAUACAAAUAUACAAAGAGUGUUACUGUCGUUCCAAUUGAAGUGUUGCUCAAAUAUUGAUUCAAUACAUUACCUCUGGCUGACCAAUUCAUUUCAUCAAGUUCCUUGAGAUGUUCAUACACUUCCUAGUAUAAUUGUAAACUUCCUGUUGAAUAGUUUGAAUGCACCAAUCACCUUUGUUGUUUGUGCAACUAACCAACCAUAAAUAGAAAGGAAGUGACCAGAAAUGAUCAAAUACUUGGAAUUGGCUUGUUCACAGGAAGUGUAUGAAUAUCUCGAGGAACUUGAUCAAAUGAAUUGGUCAGCCCGAGGUAAUGUAUUGAAUCAAUAUUUGAGCAACACUUCAAUUGGAACGACAGUAAAAAUGGUUUGAAUUUUCUUAUAAUGAUCAUGCACAACAAUUUUAAAACAUGUGGAAGUUGUGAUAAGUAUUUCUACAGCACUGGUCAGCUUCACAAUCGCAGUUGCUGUGAAAUUGAUUAAAGACGAAGAUUGAAGAAUACAUUAAGUUGACCCACUGAAUGCAGCAUGCUCUGCUUGACGAGUAAUAUUGUUCUUCCAUUAGCCAGACUGAAAUAAUAAAGUAGGGUGCAUUAGGGCACAAUGCAACUUCACAGGUAAAAAUGCAAAAAACUGAUGGCAACAGAUAGUCAAUGACCUGUUAGUUUAGUACAAAUAUUGCAUUUACAUUAGGGGAUAAUUAAUUCAAUUCCAAUUUUUCCCUUGUACAUGAUGGAAUUUAGUGUUAAGCACACUAAAAGAGUAUGCUACCACCAAAAUAUUCAAGGAUAUUGUUACUUAAGUUAAUCCAUUGAGCACCAGUGCUCUCCCCCAAGUGACGAGUAAAAUAAUUUGGCAUUAGACAGAGUAAAAUAAUAACGUGGGAUUGUCAUUAGGGUGCAGUGCAGUUAAUGGGCCAGGCACUUGUGUGGAGGCAGAUCUGAUGAACCCAUUGAACACCAGGACUCUUCCCCAAUAGUAGGUUGCAUUGGGGUUCAAUGUAACUUGAUGUUAAUAUUAAUUAUAAAAUAGAUUUACUAUGAUGCCUGACUUCCUUUAAAAUUUAUAAAAACUAUUAAAUCUAAUAAAAUAAUGGAAUUUCAAAUUUUGUACAUGAAACUUUAAAUUAAAUUGCUUACCAAUAUUUUAAACUUUAAAUUAAAUUGCUUACCAAUAUUUUAAGUCUAAAUGUCUAAUUGCUUUUGGUUAAAAUUAUUAGUUACCACAAUUUUAAGUCAAAUUGUUGUUUGGGUUGUUUUGGUUAACUGGUACUAAGCUUGCAGUUUGUGUACAUAUAUAUGCUUAAAAACUAAACCCUUGAAAAUAAAUAAUAAUAAAUGGCACAACUUGAACUAAAUCAACUUGCUUUGUAACUAACCCUAAGCCACAAGUAGCCUUCUGGUUCAAACUCCAAUAUAAUUCAAUACAAACAGGCCUUUGUUUUUAAUAACUAACUUUAAUUGACUAAAACUAAUUUAAUUAAACAACACUAACCCGCGUUCCUUGCAGGAUUUGCCUAAUGCUAUGAACGCAGCUGAAGUUACUGACAAACUUGGUUUGCAUUCCCUCCGACAGCGGGAUUGGUAUAUUCAGUCCACUUGUGCAACCAGUGGGGAUGGUCUUUAUGAAGGAUUAGAUUGGUUAUCAACUGCACUAAAACAGCGAAAUUAAUAAAAUAGUAAAACGUGUAGAAAAUAUUGCUUCUGUCCAUGCAACAGCCAGUGGCACUCAUCCAAACAAAGAUUACAAGCAAGCAUGCAUUUAACACUGGCCAAUGACUGUGAAUUUUAAAUUAAUAUUUAUAUAAACUUUAAACUUAAAUGAUAUAAACAUAUCUUGUUUAAUUUAAAUUACAUAUCUUGUGCAUUCAAUAUGGAGCUGCCAUAUAUAUAUAUUUUAUAAAUUGUAAUUAUACAAUACGAUUUAUUUUUUGUUUCUGUGAAGAAUGUAUUUAAACGAGUUUUUUCCUGCAAUCCUGGUAUUUUUAAUUGUCCUAAAAAAACUGCAUACAACAAUGCUCAUUAAUUUCUACAAGGACAGGAAAACGGCCCAGCACACACCGUAGUUUUUCUUUAAUAGCCUGCAUCAGGAAACAAAAAAGAAUUGUUUAAUAAAUAUACUUUCUUCGUGACAGUCGGAGUGAAAUAAUUUUUAAUUGGUUAAAGUUGAUUUAUAAUUAACAAUUAAGCACGAAAAUUGCAAGGACUUAUUGAGUACAACGUGUAGGAAUGUUAAAAUUUACGAUCAUACAAACAUUUAAAAAUAAACAAUCAACUUUUAUGUUAACAUACAAUAAAUCUUAUCCUUUAACUACAAAGUUUUUUACUGGAAAACCUGGCGAAUUAUUUAAGCUUAUUCGCACACUUUUUUCUUUAAUUAACGCAAGAUUUAAUGUUGUUUGGAACCAAAUAUCUUGAUCCAAUAGUAAUCCAAAGAGCGCCUUUCUUGUGAUUAUUCGUGGAAAUUUUUUCAGCACCAGUUUUAUAUGGAAGCAUAUAUCGAGAUAAAUUAAUUCUGAUCUUAUGCUGGAUUGAUCUGACAAAAGUAUGCUAUUAUUAUUAAAAACUAAUUACCAUAGCAUUAAAAAGUAAUAGUAACGAUAACAAUAUCUUUAACAAUUAUAAUAAUAAUAAGAGUAAAGACAGUGACUAUUAAUAAAAUUAGUAAUAAAUUAAUUGAAAAUACAUACAAUUUUAGCUAAAGGUGAGGUGGUUAUCAUGCGGAGAUAUUCACCACAAGCAUAAUCAGUUUUUUAAGAUCACACAAGUGAACGUAAGAUUCCAACUAAGGAUUGACAACAUAUAUAAGCUUCUUUUCAAUCUCGUUCUUAAAAAACCCCAUUAAACUAAGCAUAUAUCUACUUGCCUGUUAAACUUUUGACCUCUUUUGUUUUUCAGGAUCUCCCUAAUGCCAUGAACGCUGCUGAAACUACUGAUAAAUUGGGUUUACAUUCUCUACGAAACCGUAAUUGGUAUAUACAAGCAACCUGUGCAACGAGCGGUGAUGGUCUGUACGAAGGUUUAGACUGGUUAUCUCAGCAGCUCAAGAAUGCGAAGUAGACAGAUUUGCUAUAAAACAAUACACAUUAAAAUUUGUGAUUAGCCACAUCACCUGUAUAGUUUUUUUUUCAUUUACUUUGAAAUUCAUAGCAUCAGACUUUGCAGUAAGCAGCAACUGUCCAUGCAUGUAAACAGUGAAAGCUAUCUGCCAUUUCUUUCAAAAUGUUAUUUUUCUUGAUUUUAGUUUUGUUUAAUGGACGCGGAAUGACAUUGUGGUCAAUGCUGAAAUACAUGUGCAUAUUCUUUUAAUAGCUAUAUAUUUACAUGCUAACCAAAUUGAAUAUGUGCAUGUUCAACUAUUAAAUAAACUUGAUAACAAACAUUUCAAUGACGAACAUUCCCCUUAAUUUACGAUAAAGACAACAACGUGAUUUGUAGCUUUCGUAAUUUUAGCCCAUUUUGCGGUAUAAACAUUAUAGGUGGUACAUUCUGAUAAAGCGUGUUUGGCACAACAGACACUCGUUAUAAUAUUGUAUUUUGUGGUAAAUUUUGGCAUUUCAGUUAAUCUGGUCAUGGAUAACAUUGCAAUAUUGACUAUAGCCAGUUUUCCACUUCGAUCGUAACGUAUCGUAGCAUUUUCUUUUGUGUCGAAGUCUUUAGUUCCACACUACCGCUCAGGAAACAAAGAAAUACGCUACGUUUCGGUACGACACGAUUGAAGUGGAAAACUGGCUUAACGCUGUCAAGCCGCGUCCGUGUAAACAAUUUCAACAUUCCAGUCUAUGGAACAUUUCUAAUUUAAUAUUAUAACUGUGGUCAAAUUUCAUCGAACAUCAUCAUGUUGGCGAUGAGAUGCUUACAUAGGUACAAUCUCUCUUCCUUACCUCCAGUAAAACUUGUGUAAUGUGAAGUGCACGUAGUCUUUGUACAUCGAAAUUAAACAAUGUGUGAUAGCUUUUUUAAAUAGUCGUUUUAUGAAGUUUCACCAAGACUGUAAUAAAAAGUUGUUGUGUCGUUAUUAAUGCUACCUAUUUAACACUUUGUAAGACUAGUCUUCAAGUUCUAAUUUAAUGGUAUGGCGAAAACAAAUGGGAGAGCCUAUAUACCAGAAAUAAAGUAAUUAUAGCCAUAACACCGGUGUUUUUGGUAUACCGUAAUUAGCCUUUUCCAAAAGAGAUCACAGUGCAUUCUGGGAUCAUUUGGAGGGGACAAAAUAUAUGGUGAAAGGCGUCAAAUAAGUGAAAGAGUAGAAGUAUCUAUCAAAUAUCAACUUUUUAGACGACCAAAAAUAAAAUAUCUCCUUUUUACAUUAAACGUUUGAUUUAAAUGUAUAUGUGCUGCCAUAUUUCUUGUCCCUUCAACAUGGGAUUCGCGCGACUAGACCCAGGACUUUGGGAAAUGGCUAAUAACGGUAUGACCUGGACGCCUGGUUGACUUUGUAAUAAAAAAUAACAAGACGCCAGCUCAGGUGUUCACUCUGGCUGGGGGGUGUGGGCGAAAUACUGCGCUCAUAAUAGGCACAGCAUUAGCACCAAAAUGCACAACUCAAAAGCAAGGUGUGUCAAUGCG